ACCCGCGACGCUGAUCGUGGCGCGCUGCUGCCGCCUGUCGCGCUCCGUGUGCUCUGUGGCCCCUUUCGGCGGUGCGCGCCUCCCUCCCCCAGGGGCUGUUUCGAAAGCUGACGGGGUUUUUUUUGCAAGCUGUGCCAUGGCGGAGGGGGCGGCAGGUACCGGUCUGCACGCGGAACGUUCUGGCUUCCGAGGCCACUCGCUGGCAGUUGGCACUACUCAACCGGCAGCCGCCGGCAGGGCACGCUGCAGGACGGGCGCUUUCCCUCGUCCUACUGUCCUGCCAUGGCCACGCUCCUUUUUCUCCUCCAGCUGCUCACGUUUUCCCAGCAAGCCCUGCGAGCCUCCUCUCCGCGUAUGCAGCCGCCCCCCCUGGUGGUCACCUGCCUCGGGGCUCACGGGCGCGGCUCCCAAGGGCGCAGCAGCGAGGGGUGGCUCUCCUGCCCGGCGAAUGGCACCUUGAAACUGCGUUACCAGCCAGCCCCGGGAGCAAGAGUGGCGGCGGAGAGCAGCGGGAGGCAGCCUCCCUCCCCGCCGCACUGCCUCUGGUACCUGAAUUCGGUUUGGGUGAAGAACAGCUCGCUCUGGUCAGGCCAAGUCACGCUCCAGACAGGCCUCUCCCCGGGAAGCGCUCUUUGGCCCGUGGCCUCCCAUCUCGUUACAGUGCAGUGCUCAUCUGCCUCGUGCGCUGCACCCGAGUGCCUGUACCGCAACUUGAGCCUCGAGAUGUCAGCAGCAAAAUGGGCCACCCAGAAGAGCGCACAUGCGUACCGUGAUCGCACGAGAAGCACGGCCUGUUUGUUCCAUUGCUCUGCUUUCCCCUUGGAUCCAGGGAAACACCGAGGAUUCGUGGCAAAAGUGAACAGUGCCCUAAGUGGACUGACGCCGGCUCUCCCACGAGUCAGUGCUUCAACAGAACCAGCACUGCUUCACCAGGAAGCUGCCUGCAAAUUAAACUCGGUUACAAUUCAAAAGCCUCCUCUUCACACCUCUGUCAUACAUCAGAAAAAGGGUACAACGUUCUACCUGCGUGCCAGAGUGCUGGUGGACUGCAGCCUCCGCGUGUCCAUAAAGCCUAAGUGGAUAUUCUAUGCUGUUAAGGACAUGAAAACUAAUCCAGACUGGGAUAGACCUUUAGAUAUAUCAUCACUGCACGGCGUACACACAGUACAGUUAACGGUUCCCAGCUGGACUCUGGAUUAUGGAAUGUAUCAGGUCUAUUUCACUGCUUCAGUAUAUGUGCUCGGGACCAAAAGAUCCUUCAGCAAGACAGACAGAAUUUUUCUCGAGAUAGAGAGAACUAAUCUCGUGGCAAGUAUUGCAGGAGGCGUCUUCCGCACAGUGAGCUUUUUUGAUAAUUGGACUCUUGAUGGCUCUGUGUCCUAUGACCCCGAUUCAGCGGAACGACUAAAGGGAAUCACGUUUACUUGGUACUGCACUAAAAAGCUGUCGGACUAUGAAAGCAUGAGGAUCGGUGCGGGAAAUAAAUGUCAUCCAGCCCAGAGGGAUUUGAGGUGGCUGACGCCUUCAGGAGCUGUUCAAGUGGUAGCACCGGAAUCCCUCCCAGGAAACGCUGUCUACCACUUUCGUUUAGUCAUUCAGAAGGACCGAAGAAAGAGCUAUGCCGACCAAAGCGUAAGCGUGCAGUCUGGCUUCUCGCCUCUUCUGGAUGUGGCGUGCCUUGAGAACUGUGGCAGCACUGUAAUUCCGACGGAGAGGUUUACGUUGUCAGGCAAAUGCCUCAACUGUCGAACAAGCAGCCAGCCAGUGUACCACUGGUCGCUGUGGCUGGAAAAUUCUACAGAAAUUAGCUUUGACUGGUCUUCCAGAACCUCAACGGGCAGGUCCGGUGCUUACCUUUCUAUACAUGCUCUGACUUUUACCAGUACUGCAGAUCAAUCGUACAUACUGCUACUAAAAGUGACUACCUGGGGCGGUAGGUCAUCGCUCUACAGAUAUGCAUUUAAAGUAAAUUCUCCACCCAGGGCUGGCAAGUGUAGCAUCAGCCCCCACCGGGGUACGGCUUUCCUGACCAAAUUUGUUGUCCAGUGCAGUGGGUUUUCUGACAGCAACUUACCUCUGACAUACAAAGUCAUAGUGGCUUCCGACGUAUCCAAAACUGCCAAAAUUAACUCGGUGGAGGACAACACGUUUGGCACAAUUCUGUACUUUGGCUAUCAGCCUAGAAUGCCUCCAUCCCUCCUCCCAGUCGGUGUACCCUCUUGGAGGUAUACGCUGACACUGUACGUUCAAGUGUGUGAUUCUCUGGGGGCAUUUACCCAACUGAGUCUGCAUGUCAGAGCACAGAACCCAGUGAAAAGUCGACCACUGGCUGCUGUGUUCCAUGAUCUGCUUGCCUCCGUGAGUGGUUCAAGUGCGCCCAUGACAGCUUAUCUCCAGACCGGAGACUAUUUUAAUGCGGGUUAUUUGGCUUACCUUGCAGCCUCUGUCCUAAACUACAUUGAAGCUGCACCGACUCUCCAGAUAUCCAAGGCUCAGUUGAGGGAAAGCCUGGCUAAGACAGCCCUGAAUAUUUCGGUUGAGAGCACGAUGGAAAUUAACCAAGUAGUAGCCUCUCUUUUUCAAGUCACAGAGCAACCUGAGGAAGUGAACGUUCGAUCGCAAGAGAUUGCCAUUACAAAACUGACGGAAGUAACUGGAGUGUUGAAAACACAGAGGAAUGAGAGCCACUGGUCUGAACAGACAGAAAUUCAGACGAGUGGAAUACUAAGGUGCUUGUCCAACAUCCUGAGAGCUGCUCUUCUGCGUCGCAGGAAUGUCAAUGUUGGUGCAGUCACCCAAGUCUUCUCCAUCAUGGAAAACUUCAGAAAUUGCAACAGCCAUCUUGGGCUUCAAAAUGGCAGAGACCAAGGCUAAUGGGGAUCUGCUAGGGAUCCUGCCUGAUGAAGCAAACAUUCUUAUCGCUAGGAAAGAUACCGAAUCAUCGACAUUUCAAUUAGCAAUGGGACCUGAUAAAACACAGACCUACACAACUGGAGGAUUUAGUCUUGAAGUGAACAGAGAUACCA
Gallus gallus (chicken) is the source of this 3026-nucleotide messenger RNA. Its product is annotated as polycystic kidney disease and receptor for egg jelly-related protein-like. The record is from RefSeq and is a predicted model, not a curated record. The transcript has 2 exons. Lineage: Eukaryota; Metazoa; Chordata; Aves; Galliformes; Phasianidae. The coding region runs from base 283 to 2874 and encodes 863 amino acids.